Messenger RNA from Aspergillus mulundensis, 2130 nucleotides. RefSeq names its product glycoside hydrolase family 88 protein. The transcript has 3 exons. Lineage: Eukaryota; Fungi; Ascomycota; Eurotiomycetes; Eurotiales; Aspergillaceae. The record is from RefSeq and is a predicted model, not a curated record. Gene Ontology annotation, biological process: polysaccharide catabolic process. The coding region runs from base 1 to 2130 and encodes 709 amino acids. Gene Ontology annotation, molecular function: chondroitin hydrolase activity; alkylmercury lyase activity.
AUGCCUCCAAGCGCACUGUCUCCCAAACAGUCACUCGAAGAGCUUGACACGAGGAGCCCGCAAACGACAUCAAAAAACACAAAAACUACUAGCCGGAGUCAAACCAUCCCUGAUUCCAUAGUUGAGGCCCUCUACUCGGAGUCUGCAAUCCUCAAAAUCUGGCUCGUCGCGCAAAAAGCCCUAAACGCCGUUUCUCCACCGGUGCUAUACCCCGAAUACACAGACCGCAACAAGACCUACGUCUACCGCUCCCUCGACUUCUGGACAUCCGGUUUCUUUCCAGGAUCGCUAUACCUUCUUCUCGAGCGACAGGUCAAGUAUCCUGACUUCUACAGCUGUCGCAAUGAGACGCCCCUCCCGCAUCGUCUUCACCUCCAGCACCUAUGCCAAUGGUGGAGCGCAAGCCUGCACCAGAACGCCGCAAGGCGCGACACCCACGAUUUAGGCUUCAUGAUUGCGCCUUGGGCUAUCAAAGCAUGGGAGUUACAUCGUGAUCCACAAGCUUACAGCAGUAUUGUCCUUGCGGCACACUCACUUGCAACUCGCUUCGAUCACCGGGUGCAGUCGCUUCGGUCUUGGGAUGUGUGUCAUACGAUGAAGUAUUCAUUCACAGAUCCAGCACAGGACUUUCUAGUCAUCAUCGAUAACAUGUUAAAUCUGGAUUUACUUUUCUGGGUUGCGCGGGAGACGGGCGAUACAAAUUUAUAUGAGAUCGCCGUUGCGCAUGCCCGGAAGACACAGGAGCAUCAUAUCCGGCCAGACAAGAGCACCGUCCACGUCGUGAACUAUGACGCUGAUGGAAGUCCUAAGUCCAAAUUUACGCAUCAGGGCUACAGCAACGAGAGCUGCUGGAGCCGCGGCCAGAGCUGGGGCAUCCUGGGAUUCAUGCAGACGUAUGAAUGGACGAGAGACGUCUCAUUCCUACAAACUGCAAGAGAGCUAGCGGAUUACUUCAUCGAACACUUACCCGAGGAUGCAGUCCCGUUCUGGGACUUUGAUGCCCCCGUCAAUGCGUCUUGCCCGCGAGAUACCUCUGCUGGAAUGAUAGCGUGCUGCGCCUUAGUCCUGCUGCAUAAGGCCCUCAAAGAGAGUGAUCUGAGCGCUGCUCAGCAUUACCUCACCUCCGCCCUCCGCAUUCUCGAAGGCACAGUUGCCAAAUUUAUGACCCCAUCGCCACUGAAAUUCGGCGUCGACUCGUCAGCGGCUGCUCUUCCCACCGUCUCUGGUGAAGAGCGCGUCAAACAACCCGGUACCCUGACCGUCUCACCGAAUGAGGCUGUUAACGGCUGUAAUGAGAACGGGAAUGGGUCGAAUCUGCACUGCCCCGAGACGAUCCUUGACGCGGCCACAGUAUGCAAUUAUGAGUCUGCGUCGAGGCGGUGGGCGGAUCAUGGGCUUGUUUAUGCGGAUUAUUAUUUUUUGUUGCUGGGGAAUAUGUUGUUGGAGUUGGGGCUUAUCUUUACAGCUGGAGAGCCUAGGAUACCUCUACAAUUAAACGAGACAACAGCGCGGACCGCCCUUCAAGGCCUAGCAGACUACCACGGCGUCGUGCUCCACCCGCACUCCGACGAGAUCUGGGUCGCGCACCCGUUCUCCGCAGCGCCCACAACCUGCAUCGUGUCCUGCGGCGAGCGAAAAUGGUGGGGCAACUGCGCGUGGUGCUCGCUGGGGGUUAUGCACCUCGCUACGGCUGCAGCUGGCUCUGGCUCUGGCUCUGGCUCCGGCUCUGGCUCCGACCACACCGCGACUCUAACAACGAGGCUCGGGGCCCUCGGCGACGAGGUGACCAUCACCGUGCAGAACGGGGAGCUGCUAGACAGCGCCAAAGACUACGUUGUACAUUUUCCGAUCCCCAUGCGCAAUGCCUGGGACAACGUCAUCUACACCUGCUCGGUUAUGCUGCUGUUUCGCGAUGAAGCGGAGGUGGACGAGUGGUGUGUCACCCGGGGGAUCGCUAAGGGGGAUGCGCGGCCCAUUGGGCAGGUUUGGGGAUUUGCGAAGGAGUGGUAUGGGCGCCAUGCUGAUGAGGACUGGACGAAGUGGUCGGUGCAUGAUGCGGUGGAGAUGUUUGGGAGGCAUGGCCUUGCUGGGCCGGUUUGGUCGAUUGGGGAUAAUGCAGGGCGGUUUUAG